Odocoileus virginianus texanus is the source of this 2985-nucleotide messenger RNA. It is a transcript of the gene ARHGAP10, whose product is annotated as Rho GTPase activating protein 10. Gene Ontology annotation, molecular function: protein binding; GTPase activator activity. Lineage: Eukaryota; Metazoa; Chordata; Mammalia; Artiodactyla; Cervidae. Gene Ontology annotation, biological process: cytoskeleton organization; negative regulation of apoptotic process; signal transduction. The record is from RefSeq and is a predicted model, not a curated record. Gene Ontology annotation, cellular component: cytosol; cytoplasm.
GUGCGCGCGGACCGCCGCCGUCAUGGGGCUGCAGCCCCUGGAGUUCAGCGACUGCUACCUCGACAGCCCGUGGUUCCGGGAGAGGAUCCGUGCCCACGAAGCGGAGCUGGAGAGGACCAACAAGUUCAUCAAAGAGCUCAUCAAGGACGGCAAGAACCUCAUCGCCGCGACCAAAAGUCUCUCGGCAGCCCAGCGGAAGUUCGCGCACUCCCUCAGAGACUUCAAAUUCGAGUUCAUCGGAGAUGCAGAGACCGAUGAUGAACGCUGCAUAGAUGCUUCCUUGCGUGAAUUUUCUAAUUUUUUGAAGAAUCUGGAAGAACAGAGGGAAAUCAUGGCAUUAAGUGUCACCGAAACCCUGAUUAAACCCUUGGAAAAAUUCAGAAAAGAGCAACUCGGAGCUGUCAAGGAAGAAAAAAAGAAGUUUGACAAAGAGACUGAAAGGAACUAUAGCCUAAUUGAUAAACAUUUGAAUUUAUCAGCAAAAAAGAAAGACUCACAUUUGCAAGAGGCAGAUAUCCAAGUGGAACAGAACCGGCAACACUUUUAUGAACUGUCUCUUGAAUAUGUGUGUAAGCUUCAGGAAAUCCAAGAAAGGAAGAAGUUUGAGUUUGUGGAACCCAUGCUGUCAUUUUUUCAGGGAAUGUUUACUUUCUAUCAUCAGGGCCAUGAACUUGCCAAAGACUUCAAUCACUACAAAAUGGAACUGCAGAUCAACAUUCAGAAUACACGGAAUCGUUUUGAAGGAACAAGGUCAGAAGUGGAAGAACUUAUGAACAAGAUCAGACAGAAUCCCAAGGACCACAAACGAGCAAGUCAGUUCACAGCGGAAGGCUACCUGUAUGUACAGGAAAAAAGGCCUCCUCCAUUCGGUUCCAGCUGGGUCAAACACUACUGCAUGUAUCGGAAAGCGGCCAAGAAGUUCACCAUGAUCCCGUUUGAGCACAGAUCCGGGGGGAAGCUUGGGGAUGGAGAGGUCUUCUUUUUGAAAGAAUGUACCAGGAGACAUACUGACUCCAUUGACAGAAGGUUUUGCUUUGACGUGGAAGCUGCUGACCGGCCUGGUGUUUCCUUGACCAUGCAGGCGUUUUCCGAAGAAGAGAGGAUGCAGUGGUUGGAAGUUCUGGGUGGAAAAGAAGCUCUGUUCCCUAGUUUUAAUAGAGCCAUCAUCCCAAGACCAGAAGGAAGUGCACAAUUGGAUAAGAUGGGAUUCACAAUUCUUAGAAAAUGCAUCCGUGCAGUUGAAACACGAGGUAUAAAUGACCAAGGAUUGUAUCGAGUUGUGGGGGUGAGUUCAAAGGUCCAGAGACUUCUGAGUAUGUUGAUGGAUGUGAAGACCUGCAAUGAGGUAGACCUGGAGAAUUCCAUAGACUGGGAAGUGAAGACAAUAACAAGUGCCCUGAAGCAGUAUUUGAGGAGUCUUCCAGAGCCGCUAAUGACCUAUGAGUUACAUGGAGAUUUCAUUGUUCCAGCCAAAAGCGGCAGCCCGGAAUCUCGUGUUAAUGCUAUCCAUUUCUUGGUUCACAAACUGCCAGAAAAAAAUAAAGAAAUGUUGGAUAUUUUGGUGAAACACUUAACUAAUGUUUCAAAUCACUCCAAGCAGAACCUCAUGACCGUGGCAAAUUUAGGAGUGGUGUUUGGACCAACUCUCAUGAGGCCACAGGAAGAAACUGUUGCUGCCAUCAUGGAUUUGAAGUUUCAGAACAUUGUUGUGGAAAUUUUAAUUGAAAACCAUGAAAAGAUUUUUAGGACCCUGCCUGAUGCCACAUUGCCUGAGCCAGUCCCCCUGUCAGCACCCCCAAAUGCUCCGCCAAGACAAUCGAAGAGGCAAGGCCAGAGGACUAAGAGACCCGUGGCUGUAUAUAACCUCUGUCUUGAACUAGAAGAUGGUGACCGUCCCAGUCUUCCUAAGGAGGACACCCCUCCCAGCAGCCUGGACUCACUUUCCUCGCCAUCUCCCACGACGGCCACUGCCCUUGGGCCCCCUGGACCAGACCGGAACCAUCUGCUUACGGAUGGGGGCAGCUGUGGGGACUGGGCAUCCACUGCGCCAAGCCAGGCGCGAUCAUCCACAGUCCAGUGGCUUAACCCUCAAUCUCCAACCACGCCGAGCUGCAGCCCGGGUGUUACACCUCCUUCACCCAAGCUGUCACCUUUCCCCCUGUCUCUUCCUGCCACUGUAGCAGACAAGCCACCUGAAAGCGUCCUCAGUCGGAAGGCCCGGGCGGUGUACCCCUGUGAAGCGGAGCAUAGUUCGGAACUGUCCUUCGAGAUUGGAGCGAUCUUUGAGGAUGUGCAAACCUCGAGGGAGCCUGGCUGGCUGGAGGGGACUUUGAAUGGCAAGAGGGGGCUGAUUCCACAGAAUUACGUCAAGCUGCUGUAGCGCCCAGCCUGCAGACCCUGGCCCAGAGCAGCUGGGAGCGGCGAGCCCCGUCCACCUCCCGGGCGGGACCACAGCCACCUGGACACUCCAGGGCGGGCAGCGGGGGCAGACGGCUCGAGGCGGGGGGAGAACGGUGUUGCGCUGUGCGGAUCCGAGCCGCUGGAGGAGGCUGUGCAGAUGAACAGGAGAGACUCUGCGUCUGGCACGCCUGGGGACUUGUGGUUUUAAAUUAUCUGGUCUCUAGAGCGAGGGGGAGGGUGACCUUCUGCUGGCCCACCUGCCCCACUGGCGGCCACGUCAUGGGACACCUCCCCUCACACCUAAGGGCACUGUGCUGCCAGAUGUGCCCCUAAGGCGGGCGUCAUUGACGGGUUGCAGCGGGCAGGUGCAGGCUGCGUUGGUCUCUGUAUCGAGGCCAGCAGACCGAGGCUCCUGCCCAGAUGGAUGGCCGCCCGCCCUGGGGACCCCACGCUCACUGACUUAGGGCACCUGCGGACUCACGACCAGCUUCUCCCCCGUGCUGCUCACUGGUGUGCUGUUUCCCCGGCACCCCCUUUCCGCUCCGAGUUUUGUGUACAUGGAAUAAAAUAUAAUUUACUAUGGGA